AUGGCUCAAGAAAUUGCGAAGGCUCCAUUGCUGCUCACAGUCUCUGAUUAUGAAGAGAUUGCUCACCAAAAGCUUCAACAUAAAGCAUGGAACUAUUACAGUUCUACUGCAGACGAUGGAAUCACUGCUCGGAGGAAUCAAUCGGCUUUCGAGAGGUUGCUUAUUCGACCACGGGUACUCCGUGACGUUUCCUCUAUCAACACAAAGAAGACACUCUUUGGUACAGAAUUUCCAUUUCCCAUCGGCUUUUCCCCAAGCGCCGCAGCCUCAACGGGCGCAUUGUUGAUUUUAUCCUCAAGUGCAUCUUUUGCUCUAGAAGAAGUGGCUCAGACCUUUGUCUCUCACAGCAAUUCCACCGAAUUCUGGUAUCAGAUCUAUAUUCUUACUGAUAGAGCUGCCUCAUUGGAUCGUAUUAGGAAAGCUGAAGCGGCCGGAGCUAAAGCCCUCGUGCUCACAGUCGACACUCCUGUCAUUGGUAACCGUUUGAAUGAGCGAAGAAGUCCUCUGAAAAUAGCGCUUCUCAAUCAGGACCCUAGUCCUGGCACAGCACCAGAAGGUCAAGAUACCUCCUCGUCAAAGACUGCAGCAGCUGCACCAAGUGCCAACAAGCUUCCCAGCUAUGUUCACGAUCCAAGUCUCAACUGGCAAGACAUAUCAUGGCUGCGGACUCAAACAUCGCUGAAGAUAAUCGUGAAGGGCAUUCUGACCGCUGAAGACGCACUUCUUGCUAUCGAGCAUAAGGUCGAUGGUAUUGUGGUUUCAAAUCAUGGCGGUCGUCAGCUAGACACUGUUUCGUCGACAAUCGAAGCGUUACCAGAGAUCGUGGCAGCCGUCAGGGGGCGUGUGCCAGUUCUUGUUGAUGGUGGGGUAAGAAGGGGGAGCGAUAUCUUCAAAGCUCUGGCGCUGGGUGCAGACUUUGUCCUAUUGGGCAGGCCUGUACUGUGGGGUCUGGCAUCGGAUGCACAGCAAGGUGUUGAAGAUGUUAUUGGCUUAUUGGAACAAGAGUUUGUGAAAACAAUGCAAUUGGCAGGAGCGACUACAGUGGGAGGAAUUGAGAAGAGCAUGCUGGGAGUACAGAACGUGAAUGGAUUUGGGAUAUUAAGUUUAUAA
Penicillium taxi is the source of this 1110-nucleotide messenger RNA. Its product is annotated as alpha-hydroxy acid oxidase. The transcript is spliced from 4 exons. NCBI's taxonomy places the organism in Eukaryota, Fungi, Ascomycota, Eurotiomycetes, Eurotiales, Aspergillaceae. Gene Ontology annotation, molecular function: oxidoreductase activity; FMN binding. Bases 1 to 1110 code for a protein of 369 amino acids. The record is from RefSeq and is a predicted model, not a curated record.